Saimiri boliviensis boliviensis (Bolivian squirrel monkey) is the source of this 1540-nucleotide messenger RNA. RefSeq names its product dehydrogenase/reductase 7B (gene DHRS7B). Gene Ontology annotation, molecular function: oxidoreductase activity. NCBI's taxonomy places the organism in Eukaryota, Metazoa, Chordata, Mammalia, Primates, Cebidae. Gene Ontology annotation, cellular component: membrane. The record is from RefSeq and is a predicted model, not a curated record.
AUGUGCUCGGUGUCUUACUGAAGAGCAGAGCUCACUUCAACGUGGCUGCUCUUCCCAGGAUUGAAUACUCAGGAGCCUGGUCUGAAAUCUCCAGCCUUCCUUCAGGUUUUAUUUUUAUGAAAGCCAGCCUGUUCUCUUUUAAACCAGGGGCCUGAAGUCUGGCUUCUGAAAAUAUACCCCACAGGCCACUCUGCCGUGGCUUGUUUAGGCAUUCCAGGGAGGGCUUGCUGACCCGAAGGUGUCCUCUGGCCCAGGUCAAAAGACCAGAGAAGACACUGGCGCCAGGACCCGCCACUGGCAAGGUAGCUGCCAUCUGAGGAAGAGUCUGCUGAAGGUGAGGGCCAUGGACUUCAUCACCUCCACAGCCAUCCUGCCCCUGCUGUUCGGCUGCCUGGGAGUCUUCGGCCUCUUCCGGCUGCUGCAGUGGGUGCGCGGGAAGGCCUACGUGCGGAACGCUGUGGUGGUGAUCACAGGCGCCACCUCAGGGCUGGGCAGAGAGUGUGCAAAGGUCUUCUAUGCUGCGGGUGCUAAGCUGGUGCUCUGUGGCCGGAAUGGUGAGGCCCUGGAAGAGCUCAUCAGAGAACUCACUGCUUCUCAUGCCACCAAGGUGCAGACACACAAGCCUUACAUGGUGACCUUCGACCUCACGGACCCUGGGGCUAUCGUUGCAGCAGCAGCCGAGAUCCUGCAGUGCUUUGGCUGUGUGGACAUACUUGUCAACAAUGCUGGGAUCAGCUACCGUGGUACCAUCAUGGACACCACAGUGGAUGUGGACAAGAGGGUCAUGGAGACAAACUACUUCGGCCCCGUUGCUCUAACGAAAGCGCUCCUGCCGUCCAUGAUCAAGAGGAGGCAAGGCCACAUUGUCGCCGUCAGCAGCAUCCAGGGCAAGAUCAGCAUUCCUUUUCGAUCAGCAUACGCAGCCUCCAAGCACGCAACCCAGGCGUUCUUUGACUGUCUGCGUGCUGAGAUGGAACAGUAUGAAAUUGAGGUGACUGUCAUCAGCCCUGGCUACAUCCACACCAACCUCUCCGUAAAUGCCAUCACCGCGGAUGGAUCCAGGUAUGGAGUUACGGACAAGACCACAGCCCAGGGCCGAAGCCCUGUGGAAGUUGCCCAGGACGUUCUCGCUGCUGUGGGGAAGAAGAAGAAAGAUGUGAUCCUGGCUGAUGUGCUGCCUUCCUUGGCCAUUUAUCUUCGAACUCUGGCUCCUGGGCUCUUCUUCAGCCUCAUGGCCUCCAGGGCCAGAAAGGAGCGGAAAUCCAAGAACGUCUAGUGCUCCGACCAGCCAGAGCCAGGGCAGAGAAGACACACUCCUAGGCUCGGUUCCUCUACAGGGACAGUUGCAUUUGUGAAGACUUGAAUGGAGAUUUGUCUCACAAGCGGGAAGGACUGGAGAAACACGUCUGUGCAGAUCUGCUGGCAGAGGAGGAGAACCAAAAAAGGCAACAAGCUUCUUCCAGGGUGAGGGGAAACACUUCGGAAUAAAUAUGGAGCUGCAGUUUAACGAGAAAAAUAAGAAAGAAACGUCUCAAAUAGU